This is a messenger RNA of Entelurus aequoreus (snake pipefish), 5020 nucleotides long. It is a transcript of the gene septin6, whose product is annotated as septin 6. Gene Ontology annotation, molecular function: GTPase activity; GTP binding; molecular adaptor activity. NCBI's taxonomy places the organism in Eukaryota, Metazoa, Chordata, Actinopteri, Syngnathiformes, Syngnathidae. Bases 193 to 1488 code for a protein of 431 amino acids. Gene Ontology annotation, biological process: cytoskeleton-dependent cytokinesis; cilium assembly. The transcript has 10 exons. Gene Ontology annotation, cellular component: cell division site; microtubule cytoskeleton; septin ring. The record is from RefSeq and is a predicted model, not a curated record.
CACAUAGUUGGUCUGUUUGCUUAUCAUUAAUUAUUCUAUCGAUUAGUUAAAUGUCGUAUUUAUUUUUUAAAGUUAACUAAAUUUUUUACAAUUGAUGGUACAUUCCGAGAGAGGCGAUGGUUGUGCGUACCCCCAGCGGCUCCACUCCGCUUGCUUCCCCCGCUUCAGCUGCUCGGCUAACGGCUACCACCAAUGGCGUCCACGGAGAUAGCAAGGCAAGCGGGUGAAGGUGCCCGGACCGUGCCUCUCGCCGGCCAUGUCGGCUUCGACAGCAUGCCUGACCAGCUGGUCAACAAAUCUGUCAAUCAUGGAUUUUGCUUCAACAUCCUCUGCGUCGGAGAGACGGGUCUGGGCAAGUCCACUCUGAUGGACACGUUGUUCAACACCAAGUUUGAGGGCGAUCCCACGCAGCACAGCCAGCCCGGAGUGACGCUCAAGUCCAACACCUACGAGCUCCAGGAGAGCAACGUGCGCCUCAAGCUCACCGUCGUCAACACCGUGGGCUUCGGGGACCAGAUUAAUAAGGAAGACAGCUACAAGUCCAUCGUGGAGUUCAUCGAUACCCAGUUUGAAGCGUAUCUCCAAGAGGAGCUGAAGAUCAAGCGCACGUUACACAGCUACCACGACACGCGCAUCCACGCAUGUCUCUACUUCAUCGCUCCCACGGGGCACUCGCUCAAGUCCCUCGACUUGGUGACCAUGAAGAAGCUCGACAGCAAGGUCAACAUUAUCCCAAUCGUGGCCAAGUCCGACGCCAUCUCCAAGAGUGAGCUGACCAAGUUCAAGAUUAAAAUCACCAGCGAGCUGGUCAGCAACGGCGUGCAGAUCUACCAGUUCCCCACCGACGACGAGUCCGUCGCCGAGAUCAACUCCACCAUGAACAGCCAUUUGCCGUUCGCAGUGGUGGGCAGCACGGAGGAGGUGAAGAUCGGGAACAAGAUGGUGAAGGCUCGCCAGUAUCCCUGGGGCACCGUGCAAGUGGAAAACGAGAAUCACUGUGACUUUGUCAAACUGCGAGAGAUGCUGAUCCGAGUGAACAUGGAGGACCUGCGCGAGCAGACGCACACGAGCCACUACGAGCUGUACCGCCGCUGCAAGCUGGAGGAGAUGGGCUUCAAGGACACGGACCCCGACAGCAAGCCCUUCAGUCUGCAGGAGACGUACGAGGCCAAGAGGAACGAGUUCAUGGGUGAGCUGCAGAAGAAGGAAGAAGAAAUGCGGCAAAUGUUCGUCCAAAGAGUCAAAGAGAAGGAGGGGGAGCUGAAAGAAGCCGAGAAAGAGCUGCACGAGAAGUUUGACCGCCUGAAGAAGCUCCACCAAGACGAAAAAAAGAAACUGGAGGACAAGAAGAAGUCCCUGGAUGAUGAGCUCAACACGUUCAAACAGAAAAAGACGGCGGCCGAGCUCUUGCUGAAUCAGGCCCAGCAGGCGGGGGGCUCCACCACGCUCAAGAGGGACAAAGAGAAAAAGAAAGAAGGAUUCCUGUAGGAAAGCGCUCCCUUGUGGCCACGCUGCUGUGAAUGACCCUUCCUUAUUAUUCCCCACCCCCAAAAUGUGUGAGCGUUUGCUCAGUUGGACUUUUUUUUUUAUUACAUGCUGGAUGAUGCUUUGUCUCAUUUUCUUCCUCCUUUUUACACACCCACAAUACAUUACACGCUUGUUUCCAACGCAGUGACGUUUGCAUGGCGUAUGUGGAGUGUGCUUUUUAGUUGGAGCCCAUAUUAACACACAACAACACGACGGCUGCUGUGACGGGCAGAAACGUAUCGCCAAACACGCGUCACACGCUUGGGACGUGAAAAGGAAGGCAAGUGCGGUUCAAAUUCCAAAUCGGUGAGUCUGUAAAAAUAAAUGCAGCUUAAUAUUUAGGUGGUCUAAUCCAGCUUUGAUAUCCUGUAGAGGAGGCAAAGUCUUACUCUUACUACAUUUAAUGGCUACGAUAGAAAUAAUAUGUACUGCAAAUACAUCACAAUUGAUUUUUAUUGUCUUAUAAAGGAGUAUUAGCCCCGCUCUGAAAAGCAAAAGUAUGUAUUUUUGUUUUUCCUUUAUCAAGAAUAAAGUUGAUCUUCAACAGUCCUCAUUUUCACUGAGCUAAUUGUUAAUAACACAACUUUAUUCUCAUAAAAUCUGACUUUUUUUUUACAUCUGUUCAUCCCCCAACAGUAACCACUCAAUACACCCAACAUUUUGAAAUUACAGAUUUUUUAUUGAAAUAAUUUUCGUUCUCAUAUUUCAUUUUUCACCUCUCGCAAAAUAUGACAUGAUCCUGAUGAAAUGCCAAAUAUUUUCUCAUAAUAUUGAGAUGUUAAUGUCAAAUAAUUUGUAAUAUUGUGAAUUUAUUCCCUUCAUAGUCCAAAUUAUCUUUUGGUUAAUUUUUUUCCUCUCACGCAGACUUUAUUAUAUUCCAAUUCCGGCUUUUUUCCUCAAAAUAUUACAAAUUCCUUUUUGAGAAUUGACAACUGUUUUCUCAUAACAUUACAAAUGUAUUCUUAGAAAAUGAAAACUUUUUAACCUAAUAAUACAAAUGUUUUCUUAAAAAAACUACUUUUUUAUUGCAAUAAUUACAAUUUUUUUUGAAAAUGCAUUUUUUCUUGUUAUAAUUCAAAUUUAUUCUUAGAAAAUGACAACUUUUUUCAUGUUAUGUUACACAUAUGUAUAUCCUUAGAAAAUAACCACUUUUUUUUGUCAUAGUAUAAAUGUAUUUUAGAAAGACACAUUUUUAAUUGUAAUAUUACAAAUGUUUUCCUGAAAAAAAUUUAAUUUCUUAUUGCAAUAAUUACAAAUUAUUUUUUUUUAAAUAAAGUUUUUAUUAAUUUAUCCUUAGAAAAUGACAAUGUUUUAUUGUAAUACUGUACUAAAAAUGUAUUUUUUGUUAAUGAAAACUUUUUUUAAUCGUAAAAUUACAAAUUUGUUUUUUGAAAAUUAAAACUUUUUUCUUAUAAAAUUACACAUUUAUUCUUAGAUAAUGAGAACUUACACGUUUUCUUAAAAAAACAAAUUUUUUCGUGUAAUAGUACAAAUGUAUUUUAGAAAAUGACACAUUUGUAAUUGUAAUAUUACAAAUGUUUUUUUUAAAUAGUACAAUUCUUUAUUGCAAUAAUUACAAAUUAUUUUUUAUACAACUUUUUUCUUGUAAUAUUACAAAUUCUUAGAAAAUAACGUUUUUUGCAUAAUAUUACCAAUUUAUUCUUAGAAAAUGACCAUUUUUAUGGGGAUAUUACAAAUGUAUUCUUCGAAAAUGACAAUUAUUUUUAUUGUACUAUUACAACUUUAUUCUUCGAAAAUGAAAACCUUUUUAAUCAUAAUAUUACAAAUUCCUUCUUUGAAAAUUACAACUUCUUUCUCGUAAAAUUACAAAAAUGAAUUCAUAGAAAAAACAUUUUUCCCACACAAUAUUACAAAUUUGUUCUUUAAAAAUAAUAACUUUUUCACAUAAUAGUACACAUUUAUUUUAUUAUUUUGUUGUUGUGAUAUUAUUUGGCCUUAUUUUUUAUUUAAAACGCCUUCCAUCAAUCCACAGAGCCUUUUGGAUGAACUUUAAGACAUUCAAAAGUUUUGUUUCCAUGAUUUUCGUCCGAAAAUUCCUUCGAAAAAAACUCUUCCGCUCGUCUGUCUUUGCAUCCGACCUGCACCCGCUCCGAUACAUUCUUGGUCGUAGCGUCAAGAUCAUUUCUUGAUGCUGUCUGCAAUUUAACAUCAGCAUAGCCAUUAGAGACCUAAUAUCUGUAAUAUGUGCCAGUGUUACAUCGGAAAUCAGUCAAAAAAAGUUGUAAAGGGCUCCUCAAAUGGCUGGAGUGACUUCAUAGGUCAACCGGAAAAGGAAUUAAUUUAACCGCACUAAAAGGAAAUAGUGCCCCCAGUGUACGGGAGGCACUUGGCCUAUGACCAAUAGUUGCAUUAGAACAGUGGUUCUUAACCUUAUUGGAGGUACCGAACCCCACCAGUUUGAUAUGCGCAUUCACCGAACCCUUCUUUAGGGGUUCUUCAAAUUCAAGAUAAAUAAUAAAUAAUAAUAAAUGGGUUAUACUUGUAUAGCGCUUUAUUUUUACAAAUAAUAUGUACUGCAAAUACAUCACAAUUGAUUUUUAUUGUCUUAUAAAGGAGUAUUAGCCCCGCUCUGAAAAGCAAAAUUAUGUAUUUUUGUUUUUCCUUUAUCAAGAAUAAAGUUGAUCUUCAACAGUCUUCAUUUUCACUGAGCUAAUUGUUAAUAACACAACUUUAUUCUCAUAAAAUAUGACUUUUUCUUCCUAAUAUUACAUCUGUUCAUCCCCCAACAAUAACCACUCAAUACACCCAACAUUUUGAAAUUACAUCUUUUUUAUUGAAAUAAUUUUCGCUCUCAUAUUCCAUUUUUCACCUCUCGCAAAAUAUGACAUGAUCCUGAUGAAAUGCCAAAUAUUUCCUCAUAAUAUUGAGAUGUUAAUGUCAAAUAAUUUGUAAUAUUGUGAUUUAUUCUCUUCAUAGUCCAAAUUAUCUUUUGGUUAAUUUUUUUCCUCUCACGCAGACUUUAUUAUAUUCCAAUUCCGGCUUUUUUCCUCGUAAUAUUACAAAUUCCUUCUUUGAAAAUUACAACUUCUUUCUCAUAAAAUUACAAAAAUGAAUUCAUAGAAAAAAACUUUUCCCCACACAAUAUUACAAAUUUGUUCUUUAAAAAUAAUAACUUUUUCACAUAAUAGUACACAUUUAUUUUAUUAUUUUGUUGUUGUGAUAUUAUUUGGCCUUAUUUUUAAUCAAAUCUUCCUUGUUUUACAUCCCAACCGGCUGACAGUGUUUGGCUUAUCUAUUUACCACUUCUCCACAUACCUCAUCGUGUGUUUCAUGACUAUUUUUUUUGUAUUAGCGGGUCACAUUUGCACUUUAAAACCAAUUAACAACAAAAAAGAACACAAAUGUGAUGUUUUAUUAAGUGUAUGUUUUUGAUCCAUGCUUUUAUCAUGGCGCAUUUAAGUUUGUACUCGUUUUUUUUUUUAAUAAAGCAAGAAGAUUGUCCUGAGAGGCAAAUAAAAGCCGUUCUCACCUA